CUCCGCACCUCUAGGGGGAGAGUAGGCGCGCUGGGUGAGAGAGCUGCACGCGCAGAAAGAGAACUCGCUCCGGUAUCAAAGCUAGCGGGUAGCUAAGCUAACUAGCAGAGAAAACGUUAUUAAUAACCUGGACUCAAAAGUACUGAACAGAGAUAAUGGCGACCGGCGCUGAUGUCCGGGAUAUUCUGGAGUUGGCAGGAGGUGACAAUGAUGCAGGACCCAUCAGCAAGAAAGAUAUCAUCAACUCUGACAAGAAAAAGGCAAAGAAAGCCACAGAGACGCUGACCUUCAAGAGGCCGGAGGGAAUGCACAGAGAAGUCUAUGCUCUGCUUUAUUCUGACAAAAACAGAGAUGCUCCUCCGCUGCUGCCCAGUGACACCACUCAGGGCUACAGGACAGUGAAGGCAAAGCUGGGCUGCAAGAAGGUCAGGCCGUGGAAGUGGAUGCCUUUUACCAACCCGGCCAGGAAAGAUGGAGCCAUCUUCCAUCACUGGAGACGAGCAGUAGAGGAGGGAAAGGACUACCCCUUUGGUCGCUUCAACAAGACGGUCCAGGUUCCCGUAUACUCCGAGCAGGAGUAUCAGAUGUAUCUUCAUGAUGACGGCUGGACUAAAGCAGAGACAGAUCACCUGUUUGAUCUGUGCAAGCGCUUCGACCUGAGAUUCAUCGUUAUCCAUGACCGAUAUGACCACCAGCAAUACAGAAAACGUUCAGUAGAGGAUCUAAAAGAACGUUAUUAUAAUAUCUGUGGGAAGCUGACCAAGGUUCGAGCUGUGACUGGAACAGAACCAAAAAUCUACAUCUUUGAUGCAGGUCAUGAAAGACGCAGGAAAGAACAGCUUGAAAGACUCUUUAACCGAACACCUGAACAGGUGGCAGAGGAGGAGUAUCUGAUCCAGGAGUUGAGAAAGAUUGAGACGCGUAAGAAGGAGAGAGAGAAGAAGGCGCAGGACCUGCAGAAACUAAUCACAGCGGCGGACAGCACCACGGAAAUGCGCAGAGCCGAGCGCAAGGCCACCAAAAAGAAGCUCCCACAGAAGCGAGAAACAGAGAAACCGGCUGUACCCGAAACUGCAGGAAUCAAAUUCCCCGACUUCAAAUCAGCAGGAGUCUCAUUGCGAAGCCAGAGGAUGAAGCUACCUAGCUCUGUGGGACAGAAGAAGAUAAAAGCUAUUGAGCAGAUCCUCACAGAGCAAGGAGUCGAUUUGAACCCCAUGCCCACCGAGGAGAUCGUGCAGAUGUUUAAUGAGCUCCGUAGCGACCUUGUCCUCGUCUAUGAGCUCAAACAGGCCCACAGUAACUGUGAGUACGAGCAGCAGAUGCUGCGGCACCGAUACGAAGCCCUGAUGAAGGCAGGUGGUGCUGUGACGCCCCAGAGUGAGAGCGGAGGGGGUCCUGACAGCCAGGCCUGGCCCGGCCCAGACGACAUCAAAACAGAAGCCAAGGAGCAGAUUAUCGACGUGGUGGGAGCUCCACUCACACCCAACUCACGCAAACGCAGAGAGUCAGCCUCCAGCUCCUCCUCCAUCAAGAAGAUGAAGAAACCUUGACCUGGAUUACAUUUUAAACUGGACACUUUUGAGGAAAAAAGGAAUGUUCUUAAGCAGUCUGCAUCUCUGGAUAUUGGGGUUCACUUGAGGUUUAGGGUGUCGGCUGUUUAACACUGAAAUGGACUGACAUAGACCAUCUCCGCCUGGUGUUCUUUUCUGCUCACGUCUAUCUGUUAUAUCCCUGUGCCCUCCAAACCCCACCGUGGCACCAUUUCACCAUGACACACACCACCCCUGACAGCCUGUUCUAUUGCAGCCUUAUCUUCAUGCUGGUGCCCAGCAGGUUGAUGGAGAGGAGACGGCAGCUGUCUGGAAUAACAUGUGUUUGGUGUGGAAAGGAUAUGUUUUAAAUCCUCUGUCUGUAUUUGUUUUGUGUUGUACAGUGAACAUUCAUGAUUUCCACUCUCAGAGAUUAACAUGAUUGGCUCCUGUGAAGGUGGGGGGAGGCAGAUAAGGUUUUCACUCAGCUUAAAGUGUGAACUGACCCUCCUAUCCUCAUUCCUGAACCUCCAUUUAUUAGUAAGAUGACGGAGAGAUGGACAGACCCGUUCAGCCUGACUGUGAAUCACUGUUCAGAUCAAAUAAAUGUUGUGUUUUUUCA
Molecule: messenger RNA, 2151 nt
Organism: Astyanax mexicanus (Mexican tetra)
Lineage: Eukaryota; Metazoa; Chordata; Actinopteri; Characiformes; Acestrorhamphidae
Gene: dmap1
Product: DNA methyltransferase 1 associated protein 1
Exons: 11
Coding region: 156-1550 (464 amino acids)
Biological process (GO): chromatin remodeling; negative regulation of transcription by RNA polymerase II; DNA repair
Cellular component (GO): Swr1 complex; nucleus; NuA4 histone acetyltransferase complex
Molecular function (GO): transcription corepressor activity
Source: RefSeq, a predicted model, not a curated record